UGAUUUCUGAAGUUAAACCACAUGAGAAAAAGAAGUUCAUAUCCGAACUUCAGAAAGAACACAAGUUAGUUGCCAUGGUUGGUGAUGGCAUCAAUGAUGCUGCAGCUCUAGCUUUAGCUGACGUUGGAAUUGCAAUGGGUGGAGGUGUUGGUGCAGCCAGUGAUGUGUCUUCAGUUGUUCUCAUGGGCAAUAGGUUAUCUCAGCUUGUUGAUGCUCUAGAGUUAAGUAAAGAAACAAUGAGAACAGUGAAGCAAAAUCUUUGGUGGGCUUUUCUGUAUAACAUUGUUGGACUACCCAUUGCUGCCGGAGCAUUGUUGCCAGUGACAGGAACGAUGCUGACCCCGUCGAUAGCUGGAGCUCUGAUGGGUUUUAGUUCAGUCAGUGUGAUGGCCAAUUCCUUGCUUUUGAGGGCGAGGAUGAGUUCAAGGCAGUCAAUUCAUCAUGUUCAGACCAGGCAAAAGCCCCGCGACACCCUUUCUGGUGUAUCAGAUGGAGCUACCGAGGCAGAGCAAAACUACCCAUCAAAAUGGAGGAGCACCUGACUGAACUCCCAGAUAUCAUGACAUACUGGAUACUUUAUGAACAUUUUACUUUAAUUCAGCCACACUGUAAUAGGGGAGGGAACACGAAAGAUACAUUAAUCACCACGAGUCCGAAACAGUGUGAUGUAGAAGUUCUUCCAAAGCGUGGUGGUUCUAGGAAAACUCACACGUGAUCAAAGUUACAAUACAGAAUUCUUUGGGUGAUUUGGGCGGAAUA
This is a messenger RNA of Lolium rigidum, 759 nucleotides long. Its product is annotated as copper-transporting ATPase PAA1, chloroplastic-like. The record is from RefSeq and is a predicted model, not a curated record. Gene Ontology annotation, cellular component: membrane. NCBI's taxonomy places the organism in Eukaryota, Viridiplantae, Streptophyta, Magnoliopsida, Poales, Poaceae. Bases 75 to 542 code for a protein of 155 amino acids. The transcript is spliced from 3 exons. Gene Ontology annotation, biological process: copper ion homeostasis. Gene Ontology annotation, molecular function: ATP hydrolysis activity; ATP binding; copper ion binding.